AUGGCCACAGGACGAGUCCUGCUAGGCUAUCUGAUGCUCCUGAUCCUGCACUUGGACCUCGGCGGCGGCCCUGGGGCCUGGAGGGCUCCUGUGGCGGAGGGGGAGCUCUUGUCCGAGUCAAUGGUGGACAGAGGGACUUGGAGGCCACAUCUGGGUAAGGACCAGAACCCCUCACACUCCCCGACUCCUUCCAUCUCAGACCCCGUCCACUGUCAGCUGCCCCUUGUCCCUGCAGGCACCCGCCCGCGCCGAGCUGUGGCCGGCCCGUGCCAGCUGUGGAGCCUGUCCUUGCCUGUGGCCGAGCUGGGCCUGGGCUACACGUCAGAGGAGACGGUCAUCUUCCGCUACUGUGCCGGCAGCUGUCCCCACAGCGCCCGCACCCAGCACGGCCUGACGUUGGCCUGGCUGCGGGGCCAGGGUCGAGCCCAUGGCGGGCCCUGCUGCCGGCCCACUCGCUACGCCGACGUGGCCUUCCUCGACGACCGCCACCGCUGGCAGCGGCUGCCCCAGCUCUCGGCGGCGGCCUGCGGCUGCGGCUAAAGAUGCACGGCCCGGGGUCCUGCAGCCACUGGAGGAGCCCAGAUGACUUAUUUAUCGGAGGCUUGGAUGCUGAGGCAAAGACAAGGGGAGGUGGGUGGGUUGGGGCCGCCAGCAAGGGGCGCAAUAAAUGAAACUGUUCCUCCAGCUUUGUGACUGUGUGUUCAGUCAGGGAUG
Messenger RNA from Hippopotamus amphibius kiboko, 714 nucleotides. RefSeq names its product persephin (gene PSPN). Gene Ontology annotation, molecular function: glial cell-derived neurotrophic factor receptor binding; receptor tyrosine kinase binding; growth factor activity. NCBI's taxonomy places the organism in Eukaryota, Metazoa, Chordata, Mammalia, Artiodactyla, Hippopotamidae. The record is from RefSeq and is a predicted model, not a curated record.